Molecule: messenger RNA, 6612 nt
Organism: Penaeus indicus
Lineage: Eukaryota; Metazoa; Arthropoda; Malacostraca; Decapoda; Penaeidae
Gene: Sbf
Product: myotubularin-related protein 13-like
Exons: 41
Coding region: 75-6368 (2097 amino acids)
Cellular component (GO): cytoplasm; membrane
Molecular function (GO): guanyl-nucleotide exchange factor activity
Source: RefSeq, a predicted model, not a curated record
CAUGGCUGUGCGGAGGGAAUGAUGCUCGUGGCCGCGGAUAUUUUGGCGAUUAUCCCUCUCUGGGAAGGCUAAUAAUGUCGAGACUUGCCGAUUAUUUUGCCAUCGUUGGAUACGACCACACGAAAGACCGAAAUGGCAUUGGUAGCGGUAAAAUCAUUCAGCGGUUCCCUGAAAGGGACUGGCCGGACACCCCAUUUAUUGAGAGCCUGGAGCUGUUCUGUCAACCACAAGGGUGGGCACUGUCGACAGAACGGCAAGAGCCUAAAUUCUUUGUAUCGGUGCUGACAGAUAUUGAUGCAAAACGACAUUACUGUGCAGUUCUUUGUUUUAAUGAGGCAGUCUCCAUCACACCCAGCAAACCAACUGAUGAGGAGGAUGACAGCGUGGAUUUGGGUAGUGGGGGAGUGCGUGGUGUGGGCCCCCCUGUGCCUCUCAUCACCCACCACUCCAUUAUGUAUGCCCCUAAGUGCCUGGUCCUUAUUUCUACGCUUGACUACUUUGAGACAUUUAGGAAUUGUAUGGGCAUUGUGUACACAGUGUAUAUGGAAGGGCUAGGUGUAAGCAUGGAGACACUUAUAGGCAACAUGGUGGGCUAUGUUCAGGUACCUCCACCAGGGGGACCGCAGGUUCGGUUCAGCAUUGGUGCAGGAGAUAGACAAGCUCUCCAGCCUCCAGCCUCUCCAACUCUUCCUGUCACCGGUACUACUGUUCUUAGCCUCUUCAACCAAUUAGGAAUCAAGAAUGUUUUGGUGCUGUUUUGCGCUGCCCUCACCGAACACAAGAUUCUCUUCCACAGUCAAUCUUACAAUCGACUUACAGAGUCCUGUCAUGCCCUUAAAGCUCUCCUCUAUCCCUUCAAGUACUCCCACGUCUACAUUCCAAUUCUGCCAGCAUCUUUGGUUGAGGUUUUGUCCACACCAACGCCCUUCAUCAUGGGAGUUCAUUCUCACCUCCAGCAUGAUGUUGUUGAACUGAUGGAUGUAAUUGUUGCCGAUCUCGAUGGAGGAUCUAUCCGUGUCCCAGAAAGUCUGACGGUGUCUCUCUUGCCAGAGCCAUUCUGGAGCCAGACCCACGCUGCUCUCUCGAAGGUGCUUCACCCUGAUCUCAGCACCGCAGACAAUGCCUUUCCCUCAAGUGCUGGUAUCAGGGCCUCCCCGCAUAUUGUGAUGGACAAAGAAAUCAGAGCUGUGUUCAUGCGCAUGUUCGCCGAAUUAUUACAGGGUUACCGAUCAUGUCUCACCAUUAUCAGGAUACAUUCAAAGCCAGUUAUUACCUUCCACAAGGCAUCUUUCCUUGGUAACCGUGGAAUGGUGGACAAUGAAUUUGUGGGCAAGGUCUUAGACUGCAUGUUCUUCACCACAUUUGUCACGGAGAGAGGCCCCCCCUGGAGAGUCUGUGACCUAUGGGAUGACCUCUACUCUGGCAUUGGGGACCAACUACGUCUGGAGCAACAUGAUAGUCGAAUGCUUCUAGUCCAUAUUCAGGAACUUGGUCAGCAGCUGUACAGCAAUGAAAACCCAAACCCACAGCCAUUUGUUGCCAAGAUUCCUAAGCCCACUGAGGGUUCAUUUACACGUAUCCAUCAACCAGUCUUCCCACAUAUAGAUGUUCAGCAGGUCCAAAGUAUCAUUGAUGAAGGCACUGCCAAAAAAAGCAUUAAAAAAAUCCCACAGAAAGUGGGCCAGCCAAGAAUUGUUCCUAUGGGCCCCCAUAUCUCUAGUCUACAGUCAGGCAGAGGAUUAGUUUCAAGUUCUGCAAGAAGAUUAGAGGUUAUGAGGAAUUGUGUGAACUGCAUAUUUGAGAACAAAAUAAGUGAUGCUAGAAAGACAUUCCCUGCAGUAUUAAGAGCAUUAAAAAGUAAAGCAGCUCGCUUGGCUCUGUGCACAGAGCUGAGUCACCAUGUCCAGGGCAAUAAAGCUGUUUUAGAACACCAGCAGUUUGAUUUAGUGGUUAGGCUAAUGAAUUGUGCACUGCAGGAUGAUUCUCCAAUGGAUGAGCAUGGUGUUGCAGCUGCUCUGCUUCCUCUCUCCACAGCCUUCUGUCGGAAAUUAUGUACAGGAGUUAUACAGUUUGCCUAUACUUGCAUACAGGAUCAUUCAGUAUGGGGCAAUCAGCAGUUUUGGGAAGCAGCAUUUUAUCAAGAUGUUCAGAAGGAAAUCAAGAGCUUGUACCAAGAUCGAUCUCAGCAAGCUAGUCGGACUUCACUCUCAUCUGAUACGUCUUGUAUUAAGGAUCCAUCAUUAAGUCCUGUGAACCCAAGAGAUCCCUCAGAUUCUGGUUCUUGGAAGGAGUCCAGAUUGUCCUUCCUCAGACCGCAUGAGUCUUCAGCUUUGGAAAUUGCAGCAGAGCAGAUGAGGCUCUGGCCUAAUAUUGAAACAAGAAAACAACGGGAAAUAGUGGAACAAGAGGAGUCCACUCUAUACUCUCAGGCAAUCCAUUAUGCAAAUAGGAUGGUGUUCCUUAGAGUUCCCAUAGAUGUUAAUGCAGCCACACAUAGACGUACCUUCAAUGAACGUGACACUGCCAGUAACAGUAUUACAAAUAGCAUGGCAGAGAGUGAUAGUUUAGAUGCUGAGUCCGGCUUUGAAGACCAAGAACAAAGUGACCGUGAAGCCAGCGUAGUGCGCUUUGUGGCAAGAUUUGUUGACAAAGUAUGCACGGAAGGUGGUGUGACAGAGGAACACAUCAAGUCGCUACACCAAAUGAUACCAGGAGUUGUAGCCAUGCAUGUGGAGAUGCUGGAUGCUGUGUACAAAGAAUCCAAGCGUUUACCACCUAUACAGAAGCCCAAGAUAUUAUUGCCAUCGUUAGUGCCGGGUGAAGAAGUAGUGUAUGAAGGCUUGAGAGUUUACCUGCUUCCGGAUGGGAGAGAAGAUGCUACAGGUGGUAGUAUUGGAGGCCCAAUACUGUUGCCAGCUGAAGGAGCACUGUUCCUCACCAACUACAGACUCAUAUUCAAGGGUCUGCCUACAGACCCAUAUGCAUGUGAACAAGUUGUUGUAAGAUCUAUGCCAGUCUCCUCCAUCACACGAGAGAAGAGAGUCCCUGCCAACCAGCACCCAGGACCCAUGGAUCAGUGGCUGAGUGAAGGCCUCCAGAUACGCUCAAAUACCUUCCAGUUAAUCAAAGUCGCUUUCGAUGAAGAGGUCUCACCUGAAAGCAUAGAAACAAUGCGCAAGAUGAUAAACCGGCUACGACAUCCACCAUACAUAAUGAAUCUCUUUGCUUUUGUGGGCCAUAGUCAUGUUCCACAAACACCAAGUAGACAACAGAAAGAUAAGCCAGGAUAUGGAACAUUAAGAGGUUUUGCCAAGAAAACUUUAAUGAAGACUGCAAAGGUAGCUGGCCUGAAGUCUGGUAAGGGUAACAAACGGAACAAGUAUCACUUCCCAAGCAACAACAAGUCAAUGACCUCUCCAGGGAGGAUGAGUUUAGCCCAAAUGGCCAACAUGGACCUCAGCAAUGAGAACCUGGCCAUUGAUGAUGAUCUGUCCGUUGUUGAUGAGCAUGAAGCCUCUGGCCUCAGUAAUGGCUCUACAGGGCAGUUAUCUGUGGGUGGAUUGGUGGGAGUGCGAGAGGUAGACAGCAAGACCCUGGAGAAGCUCUCUGAACGGAGCUACCACAAGGACUACAUGCGCUUGGGGCUCGGCAGUCUAGCAAGCAACUCCACCACUGUACCUCCAAGGACAAAGUCAGACUUCAGAAUCACUACUUGUAAUGUCAACUAUCAACUUUGUAGAAGUUAUCCAGCCCUGUUGUCUGUGCCCCCCAACACGGGUGAUGAUAGCAUUCACCGCCUGGCACGAUGCUAUCGCCAAAAUCGCUUGCCAGUUAUUACUUGGAGACACCCACGCAACAAGGCUCUACUCCUGAGGGGUGCUAGCUUCCACGGCAAAGGUGUAAUGAGCAUGCUAAAGGGACCGCCAACAACAACAGGCACAACAAGUGAGGUAUCAUAUUCAGUGGAGCAAGAGAAGUACCUUGCAGCAGUUGUACAGGCAACCCCUCUGUCCGUCCUGAGAGAAGGGUCCACUUGGCGACUCACAGGCUCUUCACCUUCAAUCAACUCCUUGGUGCUGGCCGCAGGGGGUGCAACCUUGGAAGUCCCCCCCUACCAUCCCACUUACCCCACACUCACACCAGAAGUGGGGCGCAAGUCAAAUCCCUUAUCGAAGGCUAUGAACACAUUACGGACAAGCGGGGGCAAGGGUACUGGCAGGAUGGGUCGGUGGGGCUCCCUGCGUGGAGCACGACCGGGUGUGCCGUCCAGUGGGGGUGUAGGAGGGACCUUAGGGACCCUCCGCCACCACCCCACAUCCACCCCUGCCCUUCGUUCCAGCAUCAACACGGGGCCAAGGCUCUCCGUGGACUCAACGGACAUGGGAACAGAAGCCGUGCAAUCCUUCCACAAAGCUGCUCUCUAUGUGUUUGGAGAAAAGACACAAAUUAAGGGCAUCAAAACAGAUGCUUACCACAAGACAGAGUUCAUCCCCGUGGAAUACACAGAGGUGCGCCAAAUCAAGUCCUCAUUCAAGAAGCUGAUGAGAGCCUGUGUACCCUCCUCUCCAGCUGCUGAACAAGAACAGUCCUUCUUCAGAGCAAUCGAGAACAGUGAAUGGUUGAAUCAGCUGGAGACCCUCCUGCAGGUAGCAGGGGCCAUUGUUGACCUGAUUGAUUUGUUGGGGGCAUCAGUUAUGCUUCUCCUAGAGGAUGGAUGGGACUUCACUGCUCAGGUAACCAGCAUAGCUCAACUCUGCUUGGAUCCAUACUACCGCACUAUUGAAGGGUUUAGAGUCCUGAUUGAGAAAGAGUGGCUUGCAUUUGGUCAUCGAUUCAAUCAUCGCUCAAAUCUCCUCCAGGGAUCCCAAGCUAGUGGCUUUGCUCCUAUAUUCCUUCAGUUUCUAGAUGCUGUCCAUCAGAUCCAGCGGCAGUUUCCCUUGUCUUUUGAAUUCAAUGAAUACUACCUCCGUUUUUUGGCUUACCACUACGUGUCAGCUCGUUUCCGCACAUUCUUGAGUGAUUCAGAGCUAGAGAGAGCAGAGUUAGGCAUCAUGACAGAGGAAGACAAGCGAGGUUCCUUGUCGAGACACCACAAAGGCUUAGAGGCAUCGCAGGAUGAUGACAUUUAUCCAGGAGGAGGGAGAGUAUCAUCACCAGGAUCUUCAGGACACUUAGGCACAUCUGUAUUUGACUACAUAGAGAAGCACAGUGGCCGACACUCCAGCUUUUACAACUUCCUUUAUGUUGGAGACAGAAUUAGUGAUUCUGCAGUAUUGAGGCCAGUGAAGGAGUUGAGUGCACUUCAGCUGUGGAGCUACUUGAUAGGGGAAGAGCUGCGUCAUGGCCCUUCCUAUGACCCUGAGGUACGCAGCCUAGACCGACAACAAGAGGAGGAGGCAGAGGCCGCAGAUGGCACAACCACCACUUCCCAGCGCAGGAUUGUUAUUAGUGGAUAUGAUUGUGUGUGGGGAGUCCAGGCAGAUACCUUCACAGCACAGCUGGAGGAGUUGCGUCAUUUGGAGCUGGAACUGGGACACCUCCCCCAGAAGUGGAAUGUGCACUGGGAUAAGCUGGAAUUGCCUCCACCUGAACAGCUGACACGUCAAGUGUCCAUGACCACGCAGAUGGUUCGGCACCAUGGGCGAAGUGUGCACAAACGCAGCACCAUUGAGAUAUUGAUCAGAGGCAAGACCAGCAGCAGUGCAGGUGGAGGAGGCGACACACCACAGGGCUGCUACUCCCAUCCUCACCGCUUUGAGAAAUACAACUACACCACGCCUUCGUACUGCGACCAUUGUUCAUCUCUCCUGUGGGGGCCCUUGAAGACUGGCAUGCGAUGUAUGGACUGUGGGUAUAACUGCCAUGAGAAGUGCAUAGAGUCUGUACCAAAGAACUGCACCAGGUUUAAGAGUGUGAGGGAAUCAGGAGUGAGUAUCCAAACAAGCACAAAACCGACCAGCUUAGACAACACUUCAGUUGGAUCAGGGGUUACUUCAUUGCAAACUACAUCUCACCAGUACUACGAACAGUUUUCUUCUAAUGUUGCUGAAAACCGCACACACGAGGGUUACUUAUGGAAACGUGGUUCACUUCUCAAAAACUGGAAGCAGCGUUGGUUUGUACUCGAUAGCAUGAAGCAUCAACUGAGAUACUAUGACAGCAUGGAAGACUCACACUGCAAGGGCAUUAUAGAAUUAUCUGAUGUUGUUGCUGUGGUUCCAUCUGGCCCAACCCAAGGAGCACCAAAAAAGGUUGAUGAGAGAGCCUUCUUUGAUCUGCAGACAAAGCGCCGCCUGUAUAACUUCUGUGCAUCAGAUGGUGCGGCUGCUCAGGAGUGGAUUGAAAAGAUCCAGUCGUGUCUGCAGUAGAUGGAAGAAGAAAAGAAGCAAUGCUGUUUUUCUUGCAACCGUGUCCGAUGUGCUUUGCUGAAAUCUUCCAAACAAUUGGCUGUCAAUUUUUGUUCAGUAUUAUUAUGGUGUUUCUGAGGCAAUUACAUGAUUUCUAUUUCCUUGUUCAUUUUCUUUUUUUUUCUUCUUCUUCUUCCUUUCACUUCCUUUCUCCCAGUCUCAAGUUCUAUGUAAAUACAAAUUUUUGAUUAGAAGAAAAUUUGCA